UAGCGAUCUUGACCGUCGAUGUUCUAUCUUAGAGAUCUAAUGGUUAGGAAUUUAUGGCGGUACCACCCGGUCAAAGUAAUGCGUACCGUCGAUAUUUGACACGUGUCGGUAAUUUAGCUCCGGUUUGACAGAUAGACGAUACGAGAGAUUACCUGGAAACGCCGGUGGCCAACCAAAUACCGAACGAGACAAGCUUCUCUCUCUCUUUCUCUAUCUAUCUUUCUCUCUCAAAGAAAGCUUUUGGAAAUUGUCUUUCGUCAAAUUCUGUUCUUCUUCUUCAUUAAACUCAUAACUUUUUCUGGGUUUUUCGAGAAUUUCUUCGAAAGGAUCUUACGGUAAGAGAAAAGGAAAAUUAAGAGGGAAUAAGAAGAUUCAUCAUCAUUGUCAUCUGUGGGGAAUCUCAGAGCUUUUUUUUCUGUAGUUUUGUUAUCUUUCUGAAUUCUCUACCUGCUUCAAGAUUUCAUUUUUAUUCAUCGAUCUUUGGGGUUUAGUUUCAAAGCUGAAUUCUUUGAGGUUUCUGAAAUUUGCGAGCUGGGUUUUUGUUGAAAUAGGCUUCUGAGUUUUGGUUAUAUUUGUGGAUAAUCGAUUACUUGAUCUGACCUGAGAAAAAGUAGAAACCUUUGAGUAGAGCUGGUUCUAUUACAAAGUUGUGUUUGGGAGCUUGCUACAAGACCAUUGGAUUUCUUCACUUUCUUCAUUUGUUGAGUCUGCUACAAGAUCAAGGAUCUGUUGAUUUUGGGUAUUUGAUCAAAAUCUGAAAUUGAUCUUGUGGAAGUAAGGUUGCUGUAGUUGUCAAGGUCUUUGGUGAAGUUUGUUUCUCACAAAGUUUGAUCCUUGAAGUUGGUCUCUAUUGAUCUUAGAUCUAGUGUGAAUAAAGGAAGUCCUUGGAAAGCAGCAGACUUGAAAACGCUAUCACAAGAGGAAUUGCUUCCUGAAGAGACUGUCUGGAUUGCUGAUAGAUUUAUAUGAUUCAGAGAAGAACUCACCGAUGAGUAUGGAUUUUUCACCUUUGUUAACGGUUCUUGAGGGAGAUUUCAACAAGGAUAAUACUUCUUCUGCAACAGAAAUUGAUACUUUAGAGAACUUAGAUGACACUAGGCAGAUAAGUAAAGGAAAACCUCCGAGGCACCUCACAAGCAGUGCUACUAGGCUGCAGCUUGCAGCCAAUGCGGAUGUGGAUGUUUGUAACUUGGUUAUGAAGUCACUUGAUGACAAAUCAGAGUUUCUACCUGUAUACCGAUCAGGAAGUUGUGCUGAGCAAGGGGCAAAACAGUUCAUGGAAGAUGAACACAUUUGCAUCGAUGAUCUUGUUAAUCAUCUUGGUGCAGCUAUUCAAUGCUCUUCUCUUGGAGCCUUCUAUGGGGUAUUUGAUGGCCACGGUGGCACAGAUGCAGCACACUUUGUUAGAAAGAACAUUCUGAGAUUCAUUGUAGAGGACUCCUCCUUCCCACUAUGCGUAAAGAAAGCAAUUAAGAGUGCUUUCUUAAAAGCUGAUUAUGAAUUUGCAGAUGAUUCUUCUCUUGACAUCUCUUCUGGGACCACUGCGCUUACAGCUUUUAUUUUUGGACGGAGGUUGAUAAUUGCAAAUGCUGGUGAUUGCCGAGCAGUACUGGGGAGAAGAGGUAGGGCAAUUGAGUUGUCCAAAGAUCACAAACCAAACUGCACAGCCGAGAAAGUAAGAAUAGAAAAGUUAGGUGGAGUUGUGUAUGACGGUUACCUCAACGGGCAACUAUCAGUUGCACGUGCCAUUGGAGACUGGCACAUGAAAGGUCCCAAAGGCUCUGCUUGUCCGCUAAGCCCAGAGCCAGAGUUGCAAGAGACAGACCUGAGUGAAGACGACGAGUUCUUGAUAAUGGGAUGUGAUGGUCUGUGGGAUGUGAUGAGCAGCCAGUGCGCUGUGACAAUAGCUAGGAAGGAACUGAUGAUUCAUAAUGAUCCAGAGAGAUGCUCUAGAGAGCUUGUGAGGGAGGCCCUUAAACGGAAUACAUGUGACAAUUUGACAGUGAUUGUUGUGUGCUUCUCUCCGGAUCCUCCACAGAGGAUAGAGAUCCGAAUGCAGUCACGGGUGAGGCGGAGCAUAUCUGCGGAAGGGUUAAACCUACUCAAAGGCGUGCUCGAUGGCUAUCCGUGAGCAUGUUAUGUUGUACGUUACUUUGUGAGACUAUUGCCAAGUUAGAGAGAGUGUUUACAGGUUUAUUGACAUGUUGUGUUCUGAGUAUGUUGUUGUUACCAAUAUUAGUAGUAUUCAACAUCCAUUGAGAUUUUAGAUGGAUGCAUAUUAUCCCAUUGUAAAUAAUUUUUAACUUGUUCCACCAAAUUCCUUUCAUUAAAAAAUUUAUCAGAAUUUUAU
Arabidopsis thaliana (thale cress) is the source of this 2350-nucleotide messenger RNA. RefSeq names its product Protein phosphatase 2C family protein (gene PP2CG1). The coding region runs from base 989 to 2131 and encodes 380 amino acids. Gene Ontology annotation, molecular function: cation binding; protein serine/threonine phosphatase activity. The record is from RefSeq and is marked reviewed. Gene Ontology annotation, cellular component: nucleus; cytoplasm. The transcript has 4 exons. NCBI's taxonomy places the organism in Eukaryota, Viridiplantae, Streptophyta, Magnoliopsida, Brassicales, Brassicaceae.